Messenger RNA from Mastomys coucha (southern multimammate mouse), 732 nucleotides. RefSeq names its product transmembrane protein 174 (gene Tmem174). The transcript is spliced from 2 exons. NCBI's taxonomy places the organism in Eukaryota, Metazoa, Chordata, Mammalia, Rodentia, Muridae. The record is from RefSeq and is a predicted model, not a curated record. Bases 1 to 732 code for a protein of 243 amino acids.
AUGGAGCACAGCAGUAAUCGCCCAGAGGACUUCCCGCUUAACGUGUUCUCUGUCACUCCGUACACACCCAGUACCGCAGACAUCCAGGUGUCCGACGACGACAAGGCGGGGGCCACUUUGCUUUUCUCGGGCAUCUUUCUAGGACUGGUGGGGAUCACGUUCACUGUCAUGGGCUGGAUCAAAUACCAGGGUGUCUCCCACUUUGAAUGGACCCAGCUCCUCGGACCCAUCCUCCUGUCGGUCGGAGUGACAUUCAUCCUGAUCUCUGUGUGCAAAUUCAAAAUGCUAUCCUGCCAGUUGUGCUCAGAUAAUGAGGAAAGAGUCCCGGACUCGGACCAGACUUCGGGAGGACAGUCGUUCGUUUUCACCGGCAUCAACCAGCCCAUUACCUUCCACGGGGCCACCGUGGUGCAGUAUAUCCCCCCUCCUUAUGGUUCUCAGGAGCCCCUGGGAAUGAACGCCACCUACCUGCAACCCAUGAUGAACCCUUGCGGUCUCGUACCUCCUAGCGGAGCAGCGGCUGCCACACCAAGUCCUCCACAGUACUACACCAUCUACCCCCAAGACAAUGCUGCCUUUGUAGAGAGCGAGGGCUUCUCCCCUUUCGUGGGUGCUGGAUAUGACAGGCCCGGCUCUGAUGCUGACCAGCUAGAAGGGACUGAGAUGGAAGAGGAGGACUGUGUAUGCUUCUCUCCUCCCCCCUAUGAGGAGAUAGACGCCCUACCUCGCUAG